Molecule: messenger RNA, 3447 nt
Organism: Aspergillus nomiae NRRL 13137
Lineage: Eukaryota; Fungi; Ascomycota; Eurotiomycetes; Eurotiales; Aspergillaceae
Product: DUF3433 domain-containing protein
Exons: 1
Coding region: 1-3447 (1148 amino acids)
Source: RefSeq, a predicted model, not a curated record
AUGGUCGUAAUGCUGCUGGCUGUUGAGCUGCUUCGACAGUACAGUGAUAUCAAAGGUGGUCUUGUAUUUUACGACGACACAGACGAUGUACCAGACCAUGUGACGUUUGCGUACAAUUAUAUUCCAACAAUCCUGGGCUUGUCGUUGAUGACCCUCUGGUCUUUCACGGUCUACGAUGUCUUCCGUUUAGAGCCCUACUUUCAGCUAUCCAAAGAGCAGAUAUUUCCUGCCGACGUGCUUUCCGCUAAUUAUAUCUUUGGGCCUUUCAUAUCAGCGCCUUACUCUUCGGCGAGGAGAAAGCAUUGGGUGGUGUUUGGGGUGUCUAUCAUAAAUAUUCUCGUACAGCUACUGCUGCCCUCUACGCUGAGCGCUUUGCUGGACCUGGAUAGCGUCCCAAUGUCUUCUCCCGCGACGUUGAGAAGUUGGCCGGAACUGGUGGCGGUUGGAGAGCAAGCCGAAUGGAUAUCUUCGCAACGGAACAUGAGUCUAUAUUCUCUGACAAGGGGAGAUCUUGGAGAGACACCGUCGCGUCUCUCACACUUUGCCAUCCCACCAGUAGAACUCCCCUCCGAUGAUACACUCGCCACGGCUCGAUGGAAAGUUAAUCAUACCGUGUACUGGGCCGACCUUACAUGCUCCGAUUUGCCCGUCAGCAACUCACCCACGGCGAAUGUCACUGUGAGCAUCGGGGAAACCACUGCCGAUCAUUCUAAUUACUCUACCCUAACCUGUGCGCUUCAUGACGUGCGUCUGGCGUCACUUCCUGACCCUUCCCAGGACUGCACUUUAAAUGCGAACUACAGUGGUAUCUUCGACCUGACAGCUACUCCGAUACAAGCCCGACGCUGGGAGCUUGACACGAUCCCGUGUGCCCCACAAGAUGUAUACGGCUUUCUCCUCGACAUCGAGGCAACAGAUUCCGGUCGCUUAGUCGGACAGAGAGAAAGCCCCUCGGCACCAGUUGUAGUGACACCCAAGGCUCAGUUCUUCUCAUGUGACAUGCAGUAUUAUACGGCGAAGGCGGAGGUUUCCAUGCAGGCCAAUGGUUCGGUAGUCGCAAUUAUUGUCGAUAAGGACUCUAUAUCUGCUCUUGAUAGUUCGGAUUUGGAUAUAGCUGGAUUUAAAACAUUUCUCAAAAGCGGCAUCUGCCCUACGGGAAAUGUUUGCCCCUCUGGCAAUGGAACGUUGACAAACCAUUCUCUUGGUCAAUGUGACCUAGGCAUAGGAGGGUAUAUGCCCCUGUGCUCUACAUCUGUGCAGUACUCGCAGGUUCCCAUCUCCGGGGACAAAUUCAUGUCCAAAAUCCGUACGGAUAUGAAGCUCGGUUUUGCGCGUUUGCUGAGCCGCCUCUUCAAUACAAAUGCAGCGUAUACUCCUGUUCAAGGCGUCGGCACAACUGACCAAGUGGCUGUCCUGGUCAUUACCUCCCCUGCAAUUGCGUCCGAGAUAAUCCUUCUCCUUGGGGCAGUCACGUGUGUCUUCCUUGCUGUUUUCUACCGGUCGCGCGAGAACAUACUCAAGAGUGACCCCGGCUCGAUCGCGGCUAUGUGCAGCAUCGUGGCAGACAUAUUCAACCCAGCUGGUGUUCAGGCGAUUGCCAAGUACACUGACCAAUCCACCGCGCGACAACUGAAUCGCAAGCUGCGUGCCUGGCAAUGCUACUGGUAUCCAGAGCCAUCAGGUCGAAAACUGGGGUUCCUUCCCGGAGAAGCCCCGCCCAGAACACUCCGUGAGAAAGUUCUAUCAAACAAACCAGCGAGUAGGAAAGCACCACGCCCAGAUCCCAGCCUUCAUUUCUUAUCGAAACCCAUAUUUGUCGCUGAGCUUCUAGGCUUGUUAGCGGUUAUCUGUUUCAUGGCAGUAUUGUUCGUUCUGUGUUCAACAGAUCGCCGCCUCCGACGCCUCUCAGAUAGUGCAUCAGAUCGACUCUCUAUUGCUUUGAACAUCAUACCGUCUCUUAUCGCGUCGAUCUUGCGAGCUUUGUUCAAUUCGAUCUACUUGCAUCUGGGCAUACUAGAGCCGUGGAUUCAUCUCCAAAAAGGCGGGGUAGACGCGAGAAAUUCCCUGCUGCUCAAUCUGUCCUCCCAAAGUCCAAUUACCGUGUUUUUCCGGUCUAUGCGCUCCCGCUCCUUCGUGCUCAGCCUGGUCUCACUGUGCUGCAUCAUCAACACCGGCCUUCCAGCCGUUCUGGGCGCGCUAUUUACCCAAAGCCGCACGACAGCAGCCUGGCCUACGCAGGCUGUGGAAUUACGCUACGACCGUUCUACUAUUCUCAAUUCCAGUACCAUCCCUACCCUCUUCCAAUACGGUCCUAUUGAAUCAACCCUGUUAAAUUCGAUUUCGUUGCUUCCGUGGACAUCGCCGGAUUAUUCAUUUGUUCCAUUCGCAGUUCGUACGAAUAAGAUGGAUAAUACAUACCAAGCUGUGACGCUGGGUAUUGGGGCUGAUUUGAACUGUCAUCUUGUUCCGUUUACUCAUGCUCUCUCGAACGAUGAGUACGAUGAGGAUUCGAGUAUCCCCAACCUUACCACUAGAGAUACUGAGAAUGGGGAGCGUGUGCCAUCUAUCAUUCGUGACAACGCAAGCGAACCAUAUUCAGUCCAGCUACUAGCACCGAGUGGAGCGACUGAUAAUGGCACGCUGACUGUUCUUCUAACCCUUCACUCGAGCUCUAGCCCAGACUUCUAUUCGAAACUCGCUUUGCAAUGCCAUUCUAUUCCAAGAAUACAAAAUUUUACAAUUGGAUUUGAUCCCAGUGGGAUACUACAGUAUUAUUAUCCAAUCGACAGCGCAUUCACGAGCGGGCAACUAGUAGACAAUGUGACAUCGAACGUGGCAAACUACCACCAACACUUUCUCGCUUCAAUCCAGAACACCUCUGGAAAGGGCGCCGUUGAUGAGCCCAAGUUAUUCCCGUCCGACUGGCCCGGUUCCCUGAUCAAGAUGCUGUACGAAAAUGGGAACUCCCAACUGACAAUUAUCGACCCGGACCGUCUCGCUGAUGCAACACAACAAGUCUACCAAUGGCUUUUCGCAGCAUAUUUCAGCCUUCAGAAAGACAUGUACCUCAAACCCCUACCCGAACCGAUAAUGGACAACAAUGCCCAAAUUAUGCGACCCACAUGGGCCAUAGCCCGGUCCCUUUCAUCAUUCAUCGUCGCCCUGAUCAUGGUAUCGUCCAUGGUCAUUGCCCUCGUCCUCGUGUUCAUCACGCGAUACGGCAAGUUCAAGGGGCCCCGAGUCCCGCGGUCACUUGGCUCUGUGCUUGUCUGGCUUACCGACAGCCCCAUCCUCCCUAGUUUCUACGGUACCCAUGACUGGACCACUGCUGCUCGUCGGGAUUACCUGAUCGGGCUCGAUAAAAGGUAUAUUUUCCGGAUGGUCACCACACCAACCGGAGAACAGAAAUGGGUUAUCGAAGAGGAUCGGGCUGAAAAGGCUGGGUGA